Molecule: messenger RNA, 429 nt
Organism: Ilex paraguariensis (yerba mate)
Lineage: Eukaryota; Viridiplantae; Streptophyta; Magnoliopsida; Aquifoliales; Aquifoliaceae
Source: the annotation of a GenBank genome assembly
AUGGAGGAAGAUCACAAGGGUAAGGUCAAUGGAGAGAAGGAAGGAGAGGUCCGAUACAGAGGGGUGAGGAGGAGGCCGUGGGGAAAAUAUGGAGCAGAGAUUCGCGAUUCAAGUAGGCAUGGAGCCCGGCUGUGGCUCGGGACUUUUGCAACAGCAGAAGAGGCAGCAAGAGCUUAUGAUCGAGCUGCGUAUGAAAUGAGGGGUUCUCUAGCCAUUCUCAACUUUCCCAACGAAUAUCCCCCUCUUCCUCCUCCUUCCUUCUCCUCCUCGUCAUCAUCAUCAUCAUCAUCGAGGUCAUCGGUGGCAUCGCCAUCAUCUUCCUUCACCCUUUCCAUGGUUGAUAAUGUGGAGAAUGCCCAACAGAGCAAAGAAAUUUUCGAAUUUGAAUACUAUGAUGACAAGUUGUUAGAGGAUCUUCUUCAGUACUAA